AUGACAAAGCUUUCCCGCCCUCUCCAUGUCGGUCGUCUAGACCUUUCCCAUCGCAUCGCCAUGGCACCAAUGACUCGCUUCCGCGCCGACGACAACCACACCCCUCUACCGAUGGUGGCAGAAUACUACACCCAGCGGGCCUCAGUACCGGGAACCCUCCUAAUCACGGAAGCAACCUUCGUCUCGCCGCAGGCCGGUGGCGCACCUAACGUGCCGGGAAUCUACACCUCCUCCCAAAUUGCCGCCUGGAAAGAAGUCACUUCCGCCGUCCACACCAAGGGCUCCUACAUCUACCUCCAACUCUGGGCCCUAGGUCGCGUCGCAAGCCCAGACCAGCUCAAAAAGGAAGGCGAUUUCCAACUCGUCUCUAGCAGCCCCAACCCCAUCACGCCCGACGCCAAAAUGCCCCACGAGCUCACCGAAUCUGAAAUCCAAGAGUGGAUCAAAGACUACGCCCAAGCCGCCCGCAACGCCAUCUCCGCGGGCUUUGACGGUGUCGAAAUCCAUGGCGCCAACGGCUACCUCAUCGACCAGUUCAAUCAGGACACCGUGAACACUCGUACAGACCGAUGGGGCGGCAGCGUCGAGAACCGCGCCCGCUUCGCAGUCGAAGUGACUCGCGCCGUGGUCGAUGCCGUGGAUGCAGACCGCACAGGUAUCCGAUUCAGUCCCUUCAGCACAUUCCAGGGAAUGCGUAUGGAUGACCCAGUGUCGCAAUUCAGCUAUCUUGCGCGCAAGAUGGCGGAAUUCAGGCUUGCAUAUGUGCACGUCGUCGAGUCGCGGGUUGCUGGAAAUGCGGAUGUGGAGGCAACGGAUCAAUUAGACUUCUUCCUUGAGGCGUAUGGUAGAGUAGGGCCUAUUAUCAUUGCCGGUGGGUACAAGCCCGAUUCGGCAAAGGAGGCGGUCGAUGGGAAGUAUAAGGAUUAUGACGCGAUUAUUGGCAUCGGAAGGCCAUUUAUUUCGAACCCCGAUCUGGUGUUUAGGAUUCUGAAGGGAGUGGAGCUGGUUCCUUACAAUAGGGAUACUUUCUAUCAGCCCAAGGAACCGAAGGGGUACAUUGAUUAUGAGUUUAGUACCGAGUUUAAGACCGCCCAGCUAGCAGUUUGA
Penicillium atrosanguineum is the source of this 1107-nucleotide messenger RNA. Its product is annotated as alkene reductase. Lineage: Eukaryota; Fungi; Ascomycota; Eurotiomycetes; Eurotiales; Aspergillaceae. Gene Ontology annotation, molecular function: NADPH dehydrogenase activity; FMN binding. The record is from RefSeq and is a predicted model, not a curated record. The coding region runs from base 1 to 1107 and encodes 368 amino acids. The transcript has a single exon.